AUGGCAUACUCCAUGCUUGAAUCUGGCCUCCAAGCCUUGAUUCUGUGUGGGCCUGGAAACUCUUUUGGAAAUCUACUGAAUACAGAGAAAACUCCAAAGUGCCUUGCCUUGGUUGCCAAUAGACCGAUGGUAUAUUACUCGUUAGACUUCUCUAAGAGGUCAGGGAUCACGGAUGUUACCCUUAUAACGCCCCCUUCGGCCCUCGCACCCAUCAAGGCUGCCUUAGAGAAGAAUCCAUUCUUGAAUUCCAUCUCAUUGCCGAAAGUCCUUGGCCCGCAAGACCUUCUGGAAACAAUGACGACUACAGACCUCCUUCGUCUUCCCGAAGUCCAAGCAUAUAUACAGUCCAACUUUCUUCUUCUUCCUUGUGAUCUUGUUUGUGACAUCGGCGAGUCUCUAUUAGAACAUUGGGUUUUAUCUGGAACUCGAAGAACCCUAGACUGUCAGGGAAGUCUCUGUCUGUACUAUAAAGCGGACGUGAGCGUCAAAGACGAGAUCUUGGAUCUGGUAGCUGUGGCAUCGCCCAAACGGACUGACAUAUCUUCGACAUCUAACCAUGAACUAUCGAAGCUGGUCAUUUCCAUGGGAAUGGAUACUAUUAAAAGCAAAAUGGAGAAGGAAAAGUCAUUUUCCUUUGGUCGAUCUUUCACAGAAAAGCACGACAAUUUUAGAUUAUUAACUGGAUAUCGUGAUGCACACCUCUACUUCUUUCCUUACUGGGUCAAAGAUCUAAUCCGGCGUCAAGAAAGACUUGACUCUGUCAAGGAAGAUCUAAUUGGUUUUUGGGCUAAGUCUCAAUGGCAGCAGGGAUUGGGGGAAAAGUUAGGAAUAGAGGCCUGUUUACGCCAACUGGACGAAAGCCAAGAAGUCUACUGUCAGGAUGUGAGCACUUCCACUCACGGGAUAUCACAAAAUCACUUGCGAGGACCUGGACCAAUUCAACACCCAAUGAAAAUACCGCCUCUUUUAGCAUAUCUCCAAACAGAGUCCGCACAAUUGACUCGUCGUGUCGAUAACCCUGCUCUUCUUCUAUCUACAUCUCUCUACCUCGCCAAGAUAGACUCGAAGCAAGAUAUCAUCUUCCCCGCUCAACCAGCUUCAUUUUCUCAUGACCAAAAGAUCUCCUAUCCCAGAGGUAUAUCUGAGUGGUGUAGCAUCUCGAAGGCUGAUUGCUUGCUUGCAUCUGAAGUUGUCGUUGAGAAAAAUUGUGUUAUCAAAGAAACUUGUAUAGGGCCAAACUCGAAGAUCUGCAGCGGUUCUCAGCUCACACUGUGUGUUAUUCUUGACAAUGUGGCUAUUGGUGAGUGCUGUGUCUUGAGUGGAUGUAUAGUUGGGGGUCGGAGUUUGGUUGGCAGAAGGUCGGUGCUUGAGGACUGCCAGAUUCAAGAGGGUUAUACUGUGCCUGAAGAAACAGAUGCCAAGAAUGAAAUCCUCAAGCCUCUCUCCACCGAUAUUUUGGGGUAG
This is a messenger RNA of Penicillium soppii, 1464 nucleotides long. RefSeq lists its product as uncharacterized. Bases 1 to 1464 code for a protein of 487 amino acids. Gene Ontology annotation, cellular component: eukaryotic translation initiation factor 2B complex; guanyl-nucleotide exchange factor complex. Lineage: Eukaryota; Fungi; Ascomycota; Eurotiomycetes; Eurotiales; Aspergillaceae. Gene Ontology annotation, biological process: cytoplasmic translational initiation. The record is from RefSeq and is a predicted model, not a curated record. Gene Ontology annotation, molecular function: translation initiation factor activity; guanyl-nucleotide exchange factor activity. The transcript has 2 exons.